AUGAGCGAUCAAGAAGAGUUAUUUAAAUAUUGGUUGAAGUUUAAGGAUAUUUCUACAAGACUGUUCGGGAAUAAAAGAAAACGUGUUAACGAACCCUUAGUAUUGCAUGGAAAUGAUCGAUUUCUAUCCCACCAUUAUUGUAUUGACUCAAAUUAUUAUUUAAUUAGCGGAAAAGUUAAUUCUGAAUUAUGUACUUGUGCAUUUUAUGACUACAACAACCCCGACUUAGCAUCGUCAUAUUCCUAUGACCAUCAAUACUUUCAUGAUGAGAAACAAUUAAUAUCCAACAACAAGUGCUUAGAUAACCAGGACGGACUUGGGGACAAAUACUUAAAAGUUGAAUUAUUGGACUGCAGUGUUGAAUUUGAGAAUUUCCAAAAAGAUUUAAAUGCAAAUAUUUUUUCGAAUAAUCUUUUAUGUUGUUAUAAAAAUAUGGUGAUAGUAGCUAUGGCCCCGGAUUUGGUGUUGCAAAAACAACCUAGCGGUAUUUUGGUGAAAAUCAACCUCGAAUCAAUCGUUUCUAAGGCAUGCAAGCACUUUUUGAAUAAUUAUAAAUCCGCCUUUAUGGAAUAUAAUGAGACACUUGGAAAUGAAGUGCUUGGGAAAUCCUGGGAAAUAACCUUUAUAAAGAUGGCAAAAUUUUAUGGGAAAGAUUUACUAAUGCUAUGUUUGACCAAUGGAUUUGUAUUUUGUGCAUUUUGUGAAGAUGUAUACCAAAACGAAACAUUUGAGCCGCUUUUCCAAUUAAAAACGGAAUUAUCUUGUUGGAGUAUAGAUAUUUUUGAUGAUGGGCCGAUAAAGGUUUUUGCUGUUGGUUCAAAUGAAAGGACGGUUACUUUAUUUUUUCAUGAUUCUCAUAAUAAAGAAAUCCAACCCAAUAAAAGUAACAUUGUUUAUAAAAUAGGUAGAAUUCCAUGUUCGGAUAAUGUUCCCACCGUAGCCUUUUAUCCCAAAAGGACGAGCGAGGGGAAUGCUAUUCUAUAUUAUGGUAACAUUAUAGGCCAGAUAGUCAGUGUAAAGAUUUUCUUGAAGCCAAACAAAGACUAUAAGGGGACAAAUUUUACUGAUGAACCAUUUGCUUAUAAAUACUUGAAUUCGCAAUUUUUAGGUACACAAUGCUGGUCGAUUAGUUUGCUAUUUGAGAACGAAAUUUGUAAAGAUUUUUUAAAAGUAUCUUCAUGGGAAGAAUUAUCAGGUUGUCCAAAUAAAACAUUAAAUUCAAUUCAAGAACACAAUGUCCUACAAGACUAUUUAAUUUUAGAUAACCUUAGAUACGAUGAUUUUGAUGGAUAUGACAAAACAGUUAAAACUUAUGGAACAGGCGCAAAAAUAGCCAGGAUUCCCGUUCCGACGCAAAGUUUAUUGGAAAGAUGUGUUAUAUAUGAUGAUAAUGACGGAUUUAUCAGUACAGAAGUUCAUAUUAACUCUGGAGAGCUGGCUACAUAUCCCUUUGACACAUUUGAUGAAUACACAAAUUUAUACGGCAUUGGAGAAAACGAGCUAUGCUAUAACGACUUGCGUGCGCCUGGUAAAAACGGAAUUUUAACAGAGCAUAUGAGGCGAAAAUUUGAUAAGCUGUAUACCAAAAUUAGGCAGCAACGUAAUAAAAAAACUGAGAAGAAGACUAAGAUCCAGGAUCUUAUCAGUAUAACAAAUCCUAUUGCUAGCAGUGCUGAGCAGGGCAUUUCAGAAUUCUUAAAGGAUAGAGCCCAGGAGGUAGGUGACAUAGUGCAAGUAUCGUUUAAUAGUAUUUUAUCCAAAGCAGAUAAAUUCAUAGAUGCAUUCGAUUUCAUCUAUAAUUAUCAUUUGGCAGGGUAUGAUAUGAGAAAUUAUUAUCCUGGUCCUAUACUCAGGAUAGGAGAAUUCUUAGAACAGUAUGGGAUUAAUACCAGAAAGUAUGAGUAUUAUACAUUAAUUUACAUUUUUAAAGAUCUUGCACAACUUUGUAUUAAAGACAAGAUAGUUCCAUACGAUGAGUUUUUCAAUAACGUUUUCCAAAAAUAUAUAAAUGACAGAAUCUAUACGGAUUCUGUGUUGUAUCCCCACAAUGACUUAAUUUCCUACACGCCAACUGAGAGAGGCGGUAAUACUACCUGCUUUAUAAACAAUGAAAUUUACAAAAUUCGUGAUUUGUAUUUGAGUAUCGAUGCUACUGAAACAAACCCAACUGAGUCCAUGCAUUAUCAUGAUGAAAUCGAUAUGUGUGAACAAUCGGGAUGUUAUCUUUUUAGCACUGGUAUCAAUGGUGCAUAUUUAGUCACGGGUCAUCCAUUGAUAAUUAAUGCAUACACUCCUAAGAAAAUAUUUGAUAUCUCAAUAGUACUUGAUAACCCGCAAAUUAAUCUUGAAAAACGGAAUCUUUUGCAAUAUGCAAACAGGAUAUCAAUAACUUGUUGGAUUAGGGAGUUAAAUUGUAUGGUAGUUGCCUCUCAAGCGGGAUGUGUAAGUAUUUUUAGAUUAACUGAGUACAAGGGAGUCAAAUGUUUUAGACAGGAACAUAUUUUGGGUACUGAUAAUUUUGAACUAGAUUCUGAAACAAUAAAGCAGAAUUAUUUGCAACACAAAAUCAAUAUUAACUUAAAAUAUGGUAUGAUUAAGGGCUUGGCAUACAGGUAUAUCGAUAACAGAAAUGAAGGUUCAACAGAAACAACCUGUGUCGAGAGUUAUGCAUUGUUGUAUGUGUACCAUAGCCAUGGGCUCAAUGUUUAUAAAAUAGGUUUAUAA
Messenger RNA from Saccharomycodes ludwigii, 2724 nucleotides. It is a transcript of the gene CRT10, whose product is annotated as Crt10p. The coding region runs from base 1 to 2724 and encodes 907 amino acids. The transcript has a single exon. Lineage: Eukaryota; Fungi; Ascomycota; Saccharomycetes; Saccharomycodales; Saccharomycodaceae. The record is from RefSeq and is a predicted model, not a curated record.